Molecule: messenger RNA, 873 nt
Organism: Aspergillus fumigatus Af293
Lineage: Eukaryota; Fungi; Ascomycota; Eurotiomycetes; Eurotiales; Aspergillaceae
Product: arsenic resistance protein ArsH
Molecular function (GO): oxidoreductase activity
Source: RefSeq, a predicted model, not a curated record
AUGGCAUACCCUACCGUCGACAAGCUAGUUACAAACGAGUUUUCCAGAUGUGAUAUGACUUGUGGACAGCGGCGGGCCAUAGAGAGGCGAUCUCUCGCUAUCACAGAGGCUGAAGAUGACAACGAUAUUCGCCGAAAGUACCGCCCAUUCAUUCAGGGCGGCACCCAGGACGAUUGGGUUAGUACCCUGGAACUGACAGGGGUCCUGGAUAUGGCUGAGAAUGAUUUGCGAAUUACAAAUAAGAGGAUUAAAGUUCUCGUACUAUAUGGGAGCCUACGCAGAAGGUCGUACUCACGGCUCGUGGCACUUGAAGCUUGCCGAAUCCUCUUCAGGCUGGGCUGCGAUGUGCGGGUCUUCGAUCCCGAAGGGUUACCGAUAAAGAAUGAUACCGAUCAUACCCAUCCCAAAGUGCAAGAGCUUCGCGAGCUGAGCACAUGGAGUGAUGGACAAGUUUGGGUUUCGCCUGAACAACACGGCAACCUGACCGCCGUUUUUAAGAAUCAGAUCGAUUGGAUACCUCUCAGUACUGGAAGCGUGCGUCCGACUCAAGGCCGGACACUUGCCAUCGCCCAGGUGUGUGGUGGUUCUCAGUCAUUCAAUGCGGUCAAUUCUUUGCGCAUCCUCGGCCGCUGGAUGCGGAUGUUCACAAUCCCAAAUCAGUCCUCAAUUCCCAAGGCAUACACCCAGUUUCCGGAAGAAGGUCAACCGGCGGACCUGAGACUCAUCCCCAGUAGUAACCGGGACCGUCUGGUAGACUGUAUGGAGGAGUUAGUCAAGUAUACAAUCCUGAUGCGCCCUCACAUGGCCCUUUUCGGUGACCGUUUUAGCGAACGGGAGGAGAAAAAAGCGAUCGAGACAAGAAGAACUUUAUAA